AUGAGCACAAAUGAAGAUGGAGUAAAUAUUAGAGUAAUUUGCAGAAUGAGACCUUUAAAUAAUUUAGAAAAAUCAACAGGAGGUUAAAAAUGCGUAGAAUAUACAAAUACGACAAUUUAAGUUACUUUGAUGGGUGAAAAACCAUAAGAAUUCACUUUUGAUAGAAUUAUUAAUCCAAGUACAAAUUAAAAAGAAGUUUUUGAAAUAGUGGCUUGUCCAGUUAUUGAAAGUGUUAUGUAAGGAUACAAUGGAACAAUAUUUUGUUAUGGAUAAACAUCUUCUGGGAAAACAUUUACUAUGGAAGGUCCUGAUAAUUAUACAGAUGAAACAAAAGGUUUAAUACCAAGAAUGAUGGAAAAAGUUUUCGAUUUAAUAAUAAAUGCAAGUGAAGAUUAAGAAUUUUAAAUAAAGGUUUCAUUUAUAGAAAUUUAUAAUGAAAGAAUAAUUGAUUUAAUUGAUAACACAAAAUAAAAUUUAUAAGUAAAAGAAUGUAAAACAAGAGGAAUUUAUAUAUAAGAUGCGUCUGAAAUAUUUGUAACCUCUACCUAUGAAAUGCUAGAAAUUAUGAAAGCUGGUUCUUUGAAUAGAACUUAAGCAGCAACAAGAAUGAAUGAGCGAUCUUCAAGAUCUCAUAGUUUAUUUUAUCUUUAAGUUUAUAAAAAAAAUAUUGCUACAGAUACUACUACUAUAAGUAAAUUAUAUUUCGUUGAUUUAGCCGGAAGUGAAAAAAUAAGUAAAACAAAUGUAUCUGGUUAAUAAUUAGAAGAAGCGAAAAAUAUAAAUAAAUCAUUAACAUGUUUAGGUAUGGUUAUAAAUGCUUUAACUUCUAAUGGAAAAGAACAUAUUCCUUACAGAGAUUCUAAAUUGACAAGAAUUUUAUAAGAAUCUUUAGGAGGAAAUGCAAAAACAACUUUAGUUAUUAAUAUUUCUAUGUGCUCUUAUAAUGAUAAGGAAAUUUUGUAAACUUUAAGAUUUGGUUUUAGAGCGAAAAUUAAUAAUAAACAUAGUCUAUGA
This is a messenger RNA of Ichthyophthirius multifiliis, 1014 nucleotides long. Its product is annotated as kinesin motor domain protein. Gene Ontology annotation, biological process: microtubule-based movement; mitotic spindle organization. The transcript is spliced from 7 exons. NCBI's taxonomy places the organism in Eukaryota, Ciliophora, Oligohymenophorea, Hymenostomatida. Gene Ontology annotation, molecular function: ATP binding; microtubule motor activity; microtubule binding. The record is from RefSeq and is a predicted model, not a curated record.